AUGGAACUACUACCUCAAGGAAAGAAAAACAACACACAAGUUACUUUCGAUGAUCAACAAUUAAUUAAUGAAUUUUCUAAACUAAUAAUGAGAAAGGAUACAUUAGAACAAGAAUUGGCCAAGCAAAGACAAGAGAAGGAAUAUUUAGAUGAUGUUUCUCUAGAAAUAGAAUUGAUUGAUGAAGAAGAAUUGGUUCAAUAUAAAGUUGGUGAUAUAUUCCUUUUUUUGAAACAGGAAAAAGUUGUCGAACAACUGGAAAAGGACGUUCAAAUAAUUGAUGAUAAGAUAGAGAGUCUAGAGACUCAAGAGGUAGAUUUGGAUACAAGAAUUUCUGAAUUGAAAACAAGCCUCUAUGCAAAAUUUGGCGAUAAUAUUAAUUUGGAACGUUGA
Molecule: messenger RNA, 390 nt
Organism: Naumovozyma castellii
Lineage: Eukaryota; Fungi; Ascomycota; Saccharomycetes; Saccharomycetales; Saccharomycetaceae
Gene: GIM3
Product: tubulin-binding prefolding complex subunit GIM3
Exons: 1
Coding region: 1-390 (129 amino acids)
Source: RefSeq, a predicted model, not a curated record